AUAUAAAUGCUUCUAAUGAAAUUGUAAAUCUUUGUGUUGGUUAUGUCUUUGAAUCAUGGGAAGAGAUCGAUAAGAUUAUAAAAAUCUACGACAAACGAGAAGGAUUUGGCGUUUUGACGUUCAUAAUCACCGCAAUUGUAAAUCGAAAUGACAAGGGUGCGAAUGGCAUGCCAAUAUUAACUCCCCAAGAAAUUGAAAUUCAAUUUCUUACUGAAAAUGGAAAUUUAUCAAUUGGCACUCAAAAAAAGUUAUUAAAGGCAAAAUUUCCAACUGAAUCUAUUCUUGAUCGCAAUCUUUCAAACAUCAUACAAAAAUUCAAAAUCCAUACUGAUGAAAAGCUGGAUGCAUCUCAGCAGAUUGUUCUUUGGUUAAAGUAUUAUGAUGUCAUUUUAAAUAACAACACCGCCAAAACCAACUGUUAUCAAAUACCACUUUCACUUUUUCUCAUUGUGGACAACAACACUAGGUUACGUCUUGUCGUACAAGCUCUCGUGUCAAACGAAACAACAGAGUCCUAUAAAUGGAUCCUGGAAUGCACAAAAAAAGUAACAAUGAUUAAGUCAUUAGUAUUCAUUACGGAUGCGGAUCCUGCAGCAGAUGCCGCUUACUCAAACGUUAAAGAUUACCUGAUGAGAGCGCUUUACCCCAGCCAACAAGUGUGGACACGUGCAUUUAUAUCAAAAAUAUUCACAGCGAAAAUUCAAACUACCUCUCGUGUCGAAGACCUCAACAGCAUUGUCAAACGUCUAUUAACAGCAAGUAGCAGUUUGUGUGAUCUUGUUGAUGCACUCGAUGCAAGACUCCAAGAUGAGGCACAGUGGAAUCAGUUUUUUGAAUACCAGACUAUGUCAUCUUGUAUGGAAAUUGUGUCAGUGAAUCACGAUUUUUUUUCUGAAAUCGACAAAAAAAUGUCCAAAUAUCUCACCCUCCACAUAUUGUCUGCAGAACGUCUGGAAAUGUCGCAAUGUCUAUAUUUUGAUUCCAACCUUAUUGUGACGGAUGGAUUUGUUGAGAAUUCAUAUGAUGCCAAACAAAUUCUAUUGAAAUCAAUAAUUGCUGAAGUUGGCAAAGAAAAUGUUCGAGAAUGGUUGAUUCUAUUUCUUACUUAUGUUCGUGCAUGUCGAACAUAUCUCGUGACAUCAUCUGUCACCAUUAUUUUCAGACAAGGAUAUAAUUACGAAUACCUACUGUUUUGCGAAUCAAGAAUCAGUGAAGAAUCAACUGAACGAAAUACUAAUGCCAAAUUCCUCGACUAUAUCCAAGUCCAUGAUCUUGCUGUUGAUUACGGUAACCAUAGUGAGAUGGUGGCAUGGUUAAAAGAGUUUAUUGGCUGGCAUAAAGAAACAGCGGCUACACUUACCGGGUCAGUGCGAAAUUGGAAUCUCCAAGAACCCCUCGAAAUCCAAGCUAACGAUGAAAACAAGGAAAAUGAACCUGGAUCAAUUAAAAAUCCAUUAGAAAAUCACGCACAUACACCUGCAGUGCAUGUGAUCAAACAGGACACAAUAGCGCAACAUGUCAAAAUCGCUAGAUUUACUCCGUUAUCAAAACAUCAUUUGGAUGUUGGUAAUGGUACUAGUAGUAAUAUCAAUAGUAAUAGCGUUGCAUCAUCAUCACCAACAUUCAAUCAUUUUGCCCAAUAA
Molecule: messenger RNA, 1643 nt
Organism: Ambispora gerdemannii
Lineage: Eukaryota; Fungi; Glomeromycota; Glomeromycetes; Archaeosporales; Ambisporaceae
Source: the annotation of a GenBank genome assembly